GGCGUGGUUAUAAGUACAGAGGUGUAUAAGGGGCGUGGCGCUGUGGAGGGCAAGAAGCCAUGAACGGCAUGGGCGGUCAUGGCAAGAAAGCUCAUGUUGUUGUCGUUCAGUUUCAGCUAUCUCAAAAACCAGCGAAUAAAUUUCGAGGCCGGUGCAACGCCCCAUGUCCGGAGUUACCUCCGCGUCCGGAGUUACCUCCAUUUACCUUAUAAGAUGCAACCUUGCUCAGAGAUUGAAAUCCACCACAGGCGUGCAAAAGUAUCUAUCACUAAGUAUGGUAUAUACAAACACCUAAUCAGACACCAUCAUCACACCAUCAAUCGUCAGUAAUAAUUGUAAUUACUAACAAGUAAAUAAAACAUUCUGCAAAUUAAAAAGUGUGUGGAAUAUAAGGAUGCCAUAAAAAGCAAGGAGACAAGAAAGGGAUGACCUGGGCAUGCAGUAGU
Molecule: messenger RNA, 446 nt
Organism: Geodia barretti
Lineage: Eukaryota; Metazoa; Porifera; Demospongiae; Tetractinellida; Geodiidae
Source: the annotation of a GenBank genome assembly